CCCUGCCGGCGGCGGCCGCUGGGGGCUCCCGCCGCGGCGGCUCGGCCCGCCAUUGUCGGGGGCAUGGAGGGCGAGAGCACGUCUGCCUUGUUGUCGGGCUUCGUCUUCGGCGCCCUCGCCUUCCAACACCUCAGCACCGACUCGGACACGGAAGGUUUUCUCCUUGGAGAUGUGAAAGGUGAAGCCAAGAACAGCAUUACUGACUCACAAAUGGAUGAUGUUGAAGUUGUGUAUACAAUCGACAUACAGAAGCAUAUUCCAUGCUACCAGUUGUUCAGCUUUUAUAAUUCUGCAGGAGAACUGGACGAACUUGCACUGAAGAAAAUAUUAUCAGGCUGUAAGAAGAAUGUAAUAGGAUGGUACAAAUUCAGACGUAACACAGACCAGGCCAUGACAUUCCGGGAAAGACUUCUUCAUAAGAAUUUACAGUCACACCUAUCAAACCAGGGCCUUGUAUUCCUGUUAUUAACUUCUAGUGUUAUGACAGAAAGUUGUUCUACUUACAGACUGGAACAUGCCUUACAUCGGCCACAAGAAGGUCUUUUCCAGAAAGUUCCUUUGGUGGUUACCAACUUGGGUAUGGCAGAACAGCAAGGUUACAGAACAGUAUCUGGCUCCUGUGUAUCGUCAGGGUUUGUGAGAGCAGUGAGACAACACAGGUCAGAAUUCUUUCAUGAAGAUGGGUCCUUACAAGAGGUUCACAAGAUAAACGAGAUGUAUGCCACCUUGCAGGAGGAACUGAAGAAAAUAUGCUCUACAGUAGAAGUCAGUGAACGAUCUGUAGAGAAACUCUUAGCAGAGGUGACCCAAUUAAAAGAAGAAAUCAAGAGGAAAAAGCAACAGACUUGUUCAGAAGUCACAGACUGCGCAGGAGAGCCAAAGGAGAAUGUUCUCCUUUGUCAGGCACUGCAAACUUUUUUCCCCAAUUCUGGACUUCAGGCAUGUAUUGUUUCCUUGAAAGGCCAACAUAUACCAAAGAACUGCUGUAACAUUGACCAUAACAUUAAUGUCAAGGACAAACUAACUCUCAUGGUAGAGGAAAAGGACGUCACUGAAGCUGAAACAAGACACUUAACCAAGCGUAAAGUCAGAUGGACCACAACAGGAUCAAAGUCAUUCAAGAAAUCCAGAUCACUGCAGCUUCACCAAAAAUUACUUCAAGACCAAGAGGACAGUGACCAGGAAAGGAAGCUUACACUGAGUAGUACUGGAACAGAUGAGGAUUCAUUUGACAAGACAGACACAAAUGAAUACCCACAAUCUCCUACUUUCUGAUCCAUUAAAGAUUUGUCCAGAUCCAGACCUCCCACCAAGAGCUACUGCCAGCAUACUCAAGUGACAUAUCGAUUUAUAGUACUGCAGGGAUGAAAGUAUCAUAGUGCAUUUUUGCAAAACAGUUGUUUUUUUUUUUAACUCCAAUGGAUGAAUCCUGUUUGGCACAGAGACAAGUCCAGAUGACAUUCCCUCAUUUUGCCUUACAGGGCUAGAUCUGUAUUCUCUCAGGGUUUAAAGACUAUAGUAGCAGUAUGUUAUUAGUCAUAUAACCAUAUCACAUACUGCCUCAGAGUAAUACAACUUGAAGCUGCUGCUGGAGAAGUGGUAACAUGCUUACCAGAAUUCUGUUUGCAUAAACUGUCACAAUUUAACUACUUUAAUCUCUCUUUAGGUAUCUAGUACUUGUUUAUUCCUCCCCUUUCCAAUCCUACAAGGGAAAGAACAGCCACCUCAACUUUGGCAAGACUUUAAGUGGAGGAAGCGGUCCAUGCAGCUGCCAAUUUUUGUUGUUGCUUUCAUCUUCUGUACUUCUGACAAUAUAUUCUAGAGAUGUGGCACUUCAUAAAAA
This is a messenger RNA of Pezoporus occidentalis (night parrot), 1843 nucleotides long. It is a transcript of the gene ABRAXAS1, whose product is annotated as abraxas 1, BRCA1 A complex subunit. NCBI's taxonomy places the organism in Eukaryota, Metazoa, Chordata, Aves, Psittaciformes, Psittacidae. Gene Ontology annotation, molecular function: polyubiquitin modification-dependent protein binding; microtubule binding. The record is from RefSeq and is a predicted model, not a curated record. Bases 64 to 1275 code for a protein of 403 amino acids. Gene Ontology annotation, cellular component: nucleus. The transcript is spliced from 9 exons. Gene Ontology annotation, biological process: protein K63-linked deubiquitination; attachment of spindle microtubules to kinetochore; mitotic spindle assembly.